Molecule: messenger RNA, 1160 nt
Organism: Penicillium cinerascens
Lineage: Eukaryota; Fungi; Ascomycota; Eurotiomycetes; Eurotiales; Aspergillaceae
Product: NAD(P)-dependent oxidoreductase
Exons: 5
Coding region: 214-1149 (311 amino acids)
Molecular function (GO): NADP binding; NAD binding; oxidoreductase activity, acting on the CH-OH group of donors, NAD or NADP as acceptor
Source: RefSeq, a predicted model, not a curated record
CCGCGCGCGCUCCACCAGACUUCUUCACCUCUCUAUAUAUCGAAAAGCAGGGCAUAUCACCUUCAGACAGUCCUUCGUCGACAUAAAUUGCAUCGACUGACUGCAAUCUCAGCUUCCAGCUCCCCGGAACUAGUACCUCGGGGCGUAUUACCAGCAGAACACCUCGGUAACAGCGUCACCGUUCCCAUCGGGUCAACACCAACUUCAGGCACAAUGACACAGAUCGGCUGGUAUGGCCUCGGCUCCAUGGGCCUCGCCAUGGCCAACAACCUGCAGCGACACCUCGCCGCAAAAAAAGCCCUGAGCCUUUUGUACACCAACCGCACAAUGUCGCGUGGUGCACCACUGAAAGCACUCGGUGGUAUUGCUGAGCCAAGCUUCGACCAGCUGGUGUCUCGCAGCAACAUCAUUUUCACUAUGGUUGCAAAUGACUCUGUGCUGCAAAGUCUGCUCUCGUCGGCUGUUGGCUCGGGCACGUCCUUGAAGGACAAGAUCUUUGUGGACUGCUCGACCGUCCACCCGCAGACGGUGAGCGCUGCAGUGGCUCAGCUGAAAGACCAGCAGGCAUCUUUUGUGGCGGCGCCUGUCUUCGGUGGAAAUCCCAUUGCCGUGGACGGCAAGCUGGUAUUCGCUAUUGGAGGUCCUAAGAGCGCUACUGAGAUUGUUAAGCCGCUUAUUCAGGAUGUUAUGGGUCGUCGGGUUAUUGAGUGUGGGGAGGAUGCAACCAAGUCCUCUCUACUGAAGAUUGCCGGAAAUAUCGUCACUGUGAACAUGAUGGAAGCCGUUGGCGAAGCCCAGGUCUUUGCUGAGAAGACUGGGCUUGGAACCGGUCCUAUGGAGGAGCUGAUUGGCGAGGCGUUUGGUCCUGUGGCUGGUGGAUAUUCGAAGAGAUUGACUACUGGCGCCUAUGCGCCACCUCUAGACUCGCGCCCCGGAUUUGGCGUGUCCCUGGCUAUCAAGGACGCCAGACACGCCAUGACAAUGGCCCAAGAGCAGGGUGUCCAGCUUCCUGGCCUCGAGAUUGCUCGCAAGAACAUGGAAGCUGCCCGUGACUAUGCGGGUGAAUGUCUCGACAGCAGCUCUAUGUAUGGAACAUUGCGGCAGCAGGCUGGUCUCGAAUUCUGGAACGAGAAGUCCCGGAAGCCUUAGGCUGUGAUCGG